Molecule: messenger RNA, 213 nt
Organism: Haliotis rubra (blacklip abalone)
Lineage: Eukaryota; Metazoa; Mollusca; Gastropoda; Lepetellida; Haliotidae
Exons: 2
Source: RefSeq, a predicted model, not a curated record
UCACCAUCCCCAUCCCCAUCACAAUUAACAUCCCCGUCACCAUCACGAUCACUAUUAACAUCACCAUCACGAUCACCAUCACCAUCAACAUCAUCACCUUUAACAUCCCCAUCAACAUCACCAUCAGCAUCACCUUUAACAUCCCCAUCACCAUCACCAUCACGAUCAUCAUCACCAUCACCAUCACCAUCACCUUUAACAUCCCCAUCACCA